Molecule: messenger RNA, 1472 nt
Organism: Myotis brandtii (Brandt's bat)
Lineage: Eukaryota; Metazoa; Chordata; Mammalia; Chiroptera; Vespertilionidae
Gene: SACK1E
Product: family with sequence similarity 83, member E
Exons: 7
Coding region: 1-921 (306 amino acids)
Source: RefSeq, a predicted model, not a curated record
AUGGCGGCCUCGCAGCUGGCAGCCCUGGAAGGAGUGGCGUCGGAGGAGGGCUCGGGCUGGAAGGGCAUCACCCGGGCGCAGCUGUACACCCAGCCGCCGGGCGAGGGCCACCCGCCCCUCAAGGAGCUGAUGCGCCAGGAAAUCCAGGCCGCCAGCAAGCUGGUGGCCGUCGUCAUGGACACAUUCACCGACCCAGACCUGCUUUUGGACAUGGUGGAUGCUGCCACUCGCCGCUGGGUGCCCGUCUACCUGCUCCUGGACCGCCAGCAGCUGCCUGCCUUCCUGACCCUGGCCCAGCAGCUGGGGGUGAAUCCCUGGGCCACUGAGAACCUGGACAUCCGCGUCGUGCGGGGCUGCAGUUUCCAGAGCCGCCGGCGACGGCAGGUGACGGGCGGGGUGCGGGAGAAGUUCGUGCUGCUGGACGGCGAGAGGGUCAUCUCAGGGUCCUACAGCUUCACAUGGAGCGACGCACGCCUGCACCGCGGCCUGGUGACCCUGCUGACGGGCGAGAUCGCCGACGCCUUCAGCCGCGAGUUCCGGACACGCGCCCGGCCCUCCAGCGGCCCUCCCGCCCGGCCCAGCCGGUCCCUGUGGGACCUGAGCCGCCUGUCGCAGCUGUCGGACUCCAGUGAUGGUGACAACGAGCUCAAGAAGUCCUGGGGCUCCAAGGACACCCCAGCCAAGGCCCUGAUGAGGCAGCGGGGCACUGGGGGGGCCUCCAGGGGUGAGGUGGGCUCCCGUCCCCUCGCCAGGCCCCAGCCCUGGGGCGGCCCGCUGCCCCCCAUCCCUGCCCGCCACCUCCACUACCUCUCCCCGACCCGAAGGAGGUUUGGAGACGAUGCUGCACCCACAGCCCUGGAACCUAGGGGUGGCCGGCAGCCAGGCUGGGCCACCCAGGCAGGACUCAGGGGGCGACCCUGACAGAAGCCAGAGCCACCCCGAGCUGGCCCAGCCCAGGAGGGCUGGACGACAGUGUGCUGGGAGCCAGGCCUCAGAGUCUGGGAAGCAGGAGGGAUUUCCCCCCAAGGAUCCUAGAACUUGGGCAAGUCCCACGCCCACCCUAGACCUCAGCGUUGCUGUCUACAAAAUGGGCAGAACGUCUGGAGGAGCUGGGAUCCCAGAACAUUGCACAUCCCGCCCCGGGCCAUGUGAGAACUUCUCUGAGGGGAGGCCUGGCGGCGGGCCCCAGGCUGGGCUGUGUGUGGGGACCCUGGGGGGCGGGGUGUCCCUGGGGCCCACCUGCUCAGAAGCCUGGGCAGCUGAGCUGGGCUCAGGGGAGGCGAGACCUCAAUCCAGGGGACUGAGCUGAGUGAGGAGGGACUCAGAUCGGUGGGGACACGCCUGCUGGGGAGCGGCUCAGGGCCCCGGUGACGGGCUGGGCAGGUGCUGGGACAGUUUUAUGGGCGCUAAGGGGUUAGUUGUUGGGGCUCCCUUUUACCUCUGCCCAGAAUAAACCUGCCUCCUGCCAAAAA